This is a messenger RNA of Rhinichthys klamathensis goyatoka, 603 nucleotides long. It is a transcript of the gene myl2a, whose product is annotated as myosin, light chain 2a, regulatory, cardiac, slow. Bases 104 to 553 code for a protein of 149 amino acids. Lineage: Eukaryota; Metazoa; Chordata; Actinopteri; Cypriniformes; Leuciscidae. Gene Ontology annotation, biological process: heart development; muscle cell fate specification; cardiac muscle contraction. Gene Ontology annotation, cellular component: myofibril; cytoplasm. The record is from RefSeq and is a predicted model, not a curated record. Gene Ontology annotation, molecular function: calcium ion binding. The transcript has 6 exons.
AAUGAUAAGGUAAAGCUUGUUGUUUAGGAAGGUUUGGUUUGUGCAGGCGCCCAAGAAAGCGAAGAAGAGGUCGGCGGACGGAGCGAACUCCAACGUCUUCUCCAUGUUUGAACAGGCUCAGAUCCAGGAGUUCAAGGAGGCCUUCACCAUCAUGGACCAGAACAGAGACGGCUUCAUAGACAAGAACGACCUGAGGGACACGUUCGCAGCUCUCGGGCGGGUGAAUGUGAAGCAGGAGGAGAUCGACGAGAUGCUGAAGGAGGCUUCGGGCCCGAUCAACUUCACCGUGUUCCUCACCAUGUUCGGGGAGAAACUCAAAGGAGCCGAUCCCGAGGAGACCAUCCUGAACGCCUUCAAGGUGUUCGACCCGGAGGGCAAGGGGAUCCUGAAGAAGGAGUAUGUCACGGAGAUGUUGACCACACAGGCGGACAGAUUCUCCACUGAGGAGAUGGAGCAGAUGUUCAACGCUUUCCCUCCAGAUGUUGCGGGAAACCUGGACUACAAGAAUCUGGUGCACAUCAUCACUCACGGAGAGGAGAAGGACCAGGAGUAAUCCGUCCAGGCCUCAGCCAAUCACAGCGCUCCCCUGCGCGCUCGGACACG